Molecule: messenger RNA, 534 nt
Organism: Erigeron canadensis
Lineage: Eukaryota; Viridiplantae; Streptophyta; Magnoliopsida; Asterales; Asteraceae
Exons: 1
Coding region: 1-534 (177 amino acids)
Source: RefSeq, a predicted model, not a curated record
AUGAGAGCACUCACAGAUCCGUGGUUUUCAGAUUUUUUACUACGCGUCGGUGAUGGAGAUGAAGAAGCCAUUGAUGAGAAUUUUAUUUGUAUACCAGGGGAUAUGACCUUACCAUAUACCAAUCUUGAUCAAGCGAGAAAGGAUUUGAUUAGUGAAAUAUUCCCGUCUAUGGAAAUAUUAUCGACUAAAAAUGAGAAUGUUGACCAAAUAAAUGAUGAGUUGAUCGAUAAAUUCCCUGGAAAUGAACAUAUCUACUUCAGUUUUGAUGAGGCAUUAGAUGAUACACACAACCAUUAUCCCAUCGAAUUCUUAAAUUCGCUCAAUGUUAGUGGUUUGCCCCCUCAUUGUCUACGACUCAAGGUUGGAUGCCUGGUUAUACUUUUACGUAACAUCGAUCCAUCGAAUGGAUUAUGCAAUGGCACAAGAUUGAUAUGCAAAUCUUUUCAACGUAAUGUCAUCGAUGCAGAAAUAGCCGUUGGUAAACAUGCCGGGAAAAGGGUUUUUUUUACCGAGAAUUCCUCUAUGUCCGUCUGA